Molecule: messenger RNA, 8335 nt
Organism: Vidua macroura (Pin-tailed whydah)
Lineage: Eukaryota; Metazoa; Chordata; Aves; Passeriformes; Viduidae
Gene: AKAP5
Product: A-kinase anchoring protein 5
Exons: 3
Coding region: 1357-3864 (835 amino acids)
Biological process (GO): positive regulation of adenylate cyclase activity
Cellular component (GO): dendrite membrane; excitatory synapse; plasma membrane
Molecular function (GO): beta-2 adrenergic receptor binding; calmodulin binding; GABA receptor binding
Source: RefSeq, a predicted model, not a curated record
GAAAGGCUCCGAUGAAAGAGGCACUUUCUCUGGUGUUUUGGGCAUGGAUUAGUUUGAAGCCAAGAGCUGGCUGUCCUUAUCUCCAUCUCCAAAGGUAUAGCUCCUGCAGCACCUCCAACAGUGAGUGCUGAAAGCUGUGAAGGUUUUAGGUGGGACAUAAAAAACAGCUGCCAAGAGCAAGACCCCCUCCCUUCCCACAAAGCCAGGAACCCCCCAGCGGUCCCUCCUCCCCGCGGGGCGUGCUCCGGGCUCCCUUACAGUGCCUCCUGCUGCCACUGGGAUCCAAACUACAAACCGCAGCUCGAAUUCUGGGAGGACGUUCACCUCGAGCUGAAGUUCGUGGUUUUCGGCUCUGCAGCUGCUGUGCACAGCCUGGGAGGGGACGGAAGGUUACUCUGCCAGCGGGCGAGGGAUCCUGCCCCACCGGGAGCGCUGCUACCCGCCAGGAGAGCGGUGCUAUCCCGCCACAGGGCGGGAUGCUACCCCGCCAGGAGGAAGGGAUGCUGAUGGGCGAGCAGGGAGCGAUGCUUUCCCACAGGAGGAAGGAGGCGGCGAGCAGAUGUGCUGCGGGGGAAGCGUGCCGCGGAACCCCCUCUUAAUCACCCUACUCCUGAAAAGCAGAGCACGAAAUGCCGUGUAAAGCCCUGCCCGGAGCCCCCGAGCCCGUCCUGCAGAAGUUGGUCUGUUUGUGGUAACACCUUUUUGCAUCGUUCUGUCCAAAAGAUAAAAAGAUGAAAGCCUCGGUCAUGCUUUGCAGCAAAUUUCAUGCAAGACGCGAGGGGAACUGAAGCAGAAACCAAAGCCAAGGCAAAGCAGCAUCUGACCUUGUCACUGGGGGGCAGAAAACAGCCGCUGGUUCCACUGUGCUUUGAUCAAGCUCCCUGGGCAAUGUGGAAUUGCAGAGAGCUCACAAAGUGCAAGUUCCUUCCAGGUCCAUUGGUUGAAUAAAAAUUGUUAAUUCUUGGCUUGAUUUGUCAUCCUUUGGGGGCAAAAAAAGGUAUGUCGGACUGGCCAUUAUACAGUUAGACCAAGCACAACUGGAAGUGAGUUGCUCCAGAGAUGAGAGUGACUGAGGCCAGCAAAGCCAAGGAGAAGCCUGUUCAACUGCACAUCUACCUGGGAUUCCUUGGAGAGGUGAUAAAGUGAGUAAUAAGGCAAAGUGGGAGUUAUAAAGUGGAUGCAACAGCUCCAGCAGAACUUCUUCUCACUGCCACAUGCGCUCGUUACAAAGCAACUAAUGUUAUUUGGAAAUCUAUUUGAGGAAAAAAAUGCACUUUGAGCAUCUCUGCAGUCCUUGUGUCUGAAGCAUUGAUCAGGAAAAUCGGCAGCACAACACCAACAAAGAAGAAGAGAAUUAUGGUGAAGGCAGCUAAGGAAAUUGAAAUGGAGAACCCAAGAGAGGCAGAGACUCCCAGCACAGCGGCCACAUGUUCCCCACCAGAGGAACAAGCGAAAAAACCCUCCAUGCUCUGCUUUAAGAAGCGGAAGAAGUCCUGUAAGAAGGGGCUGACUGUGAAGGAUGCGUGCGAAGAAGCCUCAGAGGAGAAAAGCCGAUGUGUCAGCGCUGACCGAGAGGAGGGGAAAGCUUCCAAUCCAUCACGAUCCUCCAAAGGAACCUGGGCAGCCAUCAAAAACCUUGCCAGACCUCAGAGAAGGCAGAAGUCCUCCUCACGGAAGAAGGUGCCCUCUGAUUCCCAAGUGCAGCUGGAGGUGGAUGCUGAGGAGAGCUGUGCACGAGACCUCCCAAAGAAACGGGCAAGCUCUGGGGUGAAGAUGCCCUGUGUGAGGUUCUCCAGAGGUAAGAAAAAACCCAGCCCCUCAGAAGCAGUGGAGGAGUCAGAGGGCAGUGUUCAAGCAAAUGAAGUGAUGGGUAUUGUGAAUAAGGCUAGUGAAGAGCCAGAGGAUUUGGCCCCAACAGACAAAUCUGAAUCCUUCAGCCCAGUCUCUGCACAGGAGGAGCAGGAUAUGGUGAGGCAGGAGCAGCAUAGAAUGAAAGAGGACCAGGAUACAAUGAAGAAGGACCAAGGUACAAUAAAAGAGGACCAGGAUGCAGUGAAAGAGGACAAUCAUACAGCAAAGGAAAGUGACACCUCUGUUGGGAAGAGUGAGCCCUUGACAGAGCCCACACGUGAGGCAGAAGAACACUCGGAGUGCACUGUUCAGCUGGAGAUAACCAAUUCAGAGACAGUUGAUGAAACAGCCCAGGACAAACUGCAGGAAGGGAGUCUGCCCCAAACCACCAACAAUGUGGAGGGCAGGGAAGUUGCUCCCGAAGUGCCUGUUUCUAAAGAUCAACCUGACAAUGCCCCUGAAAUCACCAAGUGGCAGGAAAUCCCUAGUAUCUGCAAAGAGAUGUCUGAAAGGGAUGAAUUGGAAAAGAGCAUAAAUCUUUCUAAGGAGUGCAAAGCUGAGGAGACUGUAACUGAUUUCAGUGAGUUAGCAUCUGGAGGUGAUGCAGCACGUGUGAAGGAUGCAGUGAGCAUGCAGGAUGCAGAGAGCAUGCAAGAUGCAGCGAGUGUGAAGGAUAAAGCGAGUGUGAAGGAUGCAGUGAGUGUGCAGGAUGACAAAAGUGUGCAGAAUGCAGCAAGUAUGCAAGAUAAAGUGAGUGUUCAGGAUGCAGUGAGUGUGCAGGAUGCCACAAGUGUGCAGGGUGCAGCAAGUGUGCAAGAUAAAGCAAGUGUGAAGGAUGCCACAAGUGUGCAGGAUGCAGUGAGUGUGCAGGAUGAAGUGAGUGUGAAGGAUGCAGGGAGUGUGCAGGAUGCCACAAGUGUGCAGGAUGCAGUGAGCGUGCAGGAUGCAGCAAGUGUGCAGGAUGCCAUGAAUGUGCAGGAUGCAGCAAGCAUGAAGGAUGCAGUGAGUGUGCAGGAUGCAGAGAGUGUGCAGGAUGCAGAGAGUGUGCAGGAUGCCACAAGUGUGCAGGAUGCAGUGAGUGUGCAAGAUGCAGUGAGUGUGCAGGAUACAGAGAGUGUGCAGGAUGCAGUGAGUGUGCAGGAUGCAGUGAGUGUGCAGGAUGCCACAAGUGUGCAGGAUGCAGUGAGUGUGCAAGAUGCAGCGAGUGUGCAGGAUGCAGAGAGUGUGCAGGAUGCCACAAGUGUGCAGGAUGCAGUGAGUGUGCAGGAUAAAGUGAGUGUGAAGGAUGCAGCAAGCAUGAAGGAUGCAGCAAGUGUGCAGGAUGCAUCAAGUGUGAAGGAUACAGCAAGCAUGCAGGGUGCCACAAAUGUGCAGGAUGCCACAAGUUUGCAGGAUGCAGCAAGUGCACAGGAGGCAGCAAGUGUGCAGGAAGCAGUGAGUGUGCAGGAUGCAGCAAGUGUGAAGGAUGCAAUGAGUGUGAAAGAUACAGCAAGCAUGCAGGAUGCCACAAGUGUGCAGGAGGCAGUGAGUGUGCAGGAGACAGUGAGUGCCCAGGAUGCAGCAGGUGUGAAGGAUGCAGCAAGUGUGGAGGAUGCAGCAAGUGUGCAAGAGGCAGCAGGUGUACAGGAAUGCUCCAGCCAUCAGAUACUAGAAGCAAAUGCAGGCACUGGUGUCAGCAUCGUCAUCACCAUCACCGAAGCCGAGGACUCUGACAACACCGACUCUGACCAGGCCUAUGAGCCGUCCCCAGUUUUGCACCAAAAAAAGCAAAAAGGGAAUAAAAAAUCGAACAGGAACGCUGAUGUUGGUCAAAAAGAGGGCCCCGAGGCUGGUGGCGGUCCCCAGGCAGAGGAGAAAGGUCUGGGUGACCAGGGGCACAGAACUGGGGAGCAGUAUGAGCUGCUCCUCAUAGAAACCGCCUCUUCCCUUGUGAAGGCGGCCAUUCAGUCAUCCAUAGAGCAGCUGGUCAACGAAAUGGCCCUGGAACAGAAUAAACACAACAGCUUUCUGUGAUGGCAGCCUUGCCCCAGAGAGAAAGGGCAGAGGGAGUGAUUUCAAGCUCCAUUUGGCCUGCGGGGUGUGUGGAGAACUCGGAGAGCUCCUGGGGCUGAGGCGUAGUUAAUUCUGCAUGCCCGUUCAGUUGUGUCUAUGUGAAACGGAUCCCGGGAUGUGGGCAGACCCUGCUGAGUGCAGCGUGUCCCCUGGGGCUUCAGCGCCACUGACCACAGCUGCGGAAAAAUCAAGGUGUUACAGUGACUGUAUCUUCAUUUAUUGGCACAUUUAUGUCAAGGCCACAUUUCUGCUGUCACCCGUGCCCUGUUUCCCCGCUGUUCGUGCUGUAGAUCUGUACAUACCAUAUGUUUGAAGAAAGGUCCUGAGAGGCAGUGAGUGCCCGACCUGCUGCUGGGCUGGAUUCGGGGCACGCUGAAACACCUGGACGCUUGCUGGGGCUUUAUUGCAGAUGAGGAAGAGCGAAGUGUCUGCAAUAUUAACAAGAAAACAUCGAUGCCAGGCUAUGUUUUGAACCGGCCCUCGCUACGCACAGGCACCGGGAACCGCGGUCACUGCUGUCGCAUGAAGCCGGCGGGUUCCAGCGAGCUCUCUCCUUCACUCGGCCUCUCCCCCUGUCACAAGCAGCCUGUGCAUCUCCAGACACGCUAAAGCUCAGCAUCAGCCUCGCCUUGCUGACCCCGGGCUGCGCGAACACCAAGAAAGCGACAGCGCCUCGUUUGCUGGGGGCGCCUUUCUCGCACCAUUGAACUCAGCGGGCGAAAUUCCCUGCGGCAUCACGGGCGUGGGCUGGGCGGGAGCAGCCCUGCCGCAGGCAGCCCCCCUCCUCCCUCGCCUUCCUCCGUCCCCAUCCCGGUGUCGUGGUGAAGCUCUCCUCAGAUGUAGCAUAUUUUUUUAUACAUGGCAUGUGAUAUAAAUAGCAGUGAGCUGCAUGCGUGUUAGCAGUCAGCAUAGUUUGGGAAGCUGCAAUGUGCUGCCGGCGCUGGGAUCGCUUUGAUUUGGUCUGAGCGCCGCUGGCGUCCCCGGCUGCUGGCGGCAGCCUGUCCCGCACCGCUCCCCGCUCGCCGCAAAGCCCUCCUGCCUUCAUCCAGCCCAGGCAUCCCUUGGGAAUCGUGCAUUAUGCCCGGCUCGCUGCCACCAGGCUCUGGCACGCCAUGUAGCUCGCUGUGAAACAUGCACUGAAAUGCUGGAGCAAUCUUACCAAAGUCCUCAGGGAAAAAAGUCCUGACAUGAGGGCCUGAGGACGUGGCUGGAAAAUGCCCGGACAAGCCUACUGCUGUCAAACCCCGAGAACUGCCCUGUCCCGAGGGAUUUGCACCGGUGCAGUGUGUGUGCGAGCAUCACCUCCAGCUACCAGCUGUCCAGGAGAAAGGGGCCUUUUAAUAAUACGGGAUUGCAUCUGCGCGGCUGGCAUUUGUGUCCAGCUGUGGGCAAAGCAGCGUGUUCCUCUGAGAAAAUUCUCCUGCGUAUUCGCAGCCGGCACAGAAAUAGCAGCCACGCUUGGCAAUUGCUCACUGACCAUGUGCUGAGAUUUCCCUUCCCAGCACAGACUUUGGAUUCCUGCUAAAAUACAAGGGCUGUCCCUCGUAUCUGGUGCACAAACAUGUUUGAAACCUCGAUGAAACAUCUCCUCGAUGUCAUGAGAGGACUGCGAGCAGCAAGAGCCACAGCUCAUCUCCGUGCAAGUAAAACUUAAAAAAACCCAGAGGGUGGUAAAGAAAAAAAAAAAAAAGGUGUCUUUUUUUUUCCUGUGAAUUUGUUUAUUAAGUUAUCAGCUAUUGAUAAUUCAGUGUGUACAAUUUUAAUGGCUUUGUACUUCAUACUGGUCCUUCCAGGUAUUUUGCCAUAGUUUUGAAAAAGGGCCUUUUAAAGGACUUUUAGAUGCACCUUUGGAGCUGCUGCAGCACCCUGGGAAGAGCCAUCCUGAUGCUGGGAGUGGCUUAUGGGAUUACACUGGGCACUGUGGCAGGCUGGUGCUGAGCAAAGGGCCGCAGCCUUGCUGUGGGAUCCCACUGGAGUCAGCUGCAGAGGAAGAUGUCCAAGCUUUAGUAAAUAAACACAAAAUUACCCCACAGGGCCAGGCUGUCAUGCUCUGUCAGCCUGCUAAGCUGUUUUGGGAGGAUUUGGUGUUAUUUCAGUAUUGCCUUUUAGGCGAAACACGUCUUCAAAAAAGGAGGAGAAUGGCAGAAAUGCCUAGUCCAGCCCUGCCCUGUGACUUGCUCCAUGUCAGGGGUUGGGUUUGCAUCCUCUCUUGUAUCUGGUUUUCCCUCUGUUAUAGCUGUACAUAGAACUGAUGAUUAUUUCAUUAAAGCUGAAUGUACCUGUUGUUUUCUUGCCUUGUGAUUGAGUGGGCAGCUAUGGAGAGAUUUUAUAUGUCAAAGGAUUAACUCACAGUAGUGCUCUGUUGUGUCCAGCUUUUUCAGGCAGUCAUACAGUGAGCAGAGAGAAAUCUUAAUGUUGGUGGCAGAUCCAAAUUCUUUGGAGGUUUGCUCCUCCUCUGCCCUUUCUAUGACAUUUCCUUUUGGUUGCUGGUCAAUCAUUUCUACUACAGAGUCCUGGCUGCCCAGGCACUGCUGUAAGGAAUUUGUGAAAGAUCACAAAUCUCUGGCAGCUAAGAAAAGCCAUCCUGCUGCCCCAUGGUUAAAUUCCCUAUUAGAUACCCUGUGGCACCAGAGGAAAAUGUUUGAGGCUCUGCAGAUUGACAAGGGUGGUGCUGACAGCAUUCAGGUUGGGGCUGGCAUUUUGGGAACAGCACAUUUGGUGCUUUGGCACUUUCUGGAGCAGAUCAAAUUGGUCCCACACCCUAAUUGGUGUUUUUUAAUAAUGUCCUUCAUGUAAUUUUUUAAGACAGUUUAAAAUAUACGUAAAAUAUGGGGGACCGGAGUUAUAAAUUUUUAAUAGUAUUAAUACUAUCUAUUCUUUCAGGUUUACAGAACAAAAUAUAGGCUCAUAACAGCUGCUAAUGAUUUAAUUAAGACUCUCUACUCCUUCCUUAUGAUUAGAGAGUAGAACAUUAAUAAAACAUUUAUUCUUUCAUAGAAGGAAUGAUAAAUUUACUAUUGUGAAAGAGUGCCGGGCCAGGGAACCUGUGAGGAUGUGGCUGCAUGGCUGUGACAGAGCACCAAAGGUGGCCUGACUUUAGGAUCAUCAUGCUCACUAACAGCUAAAAUAAUCCGGAAUUAUCAUAGAAUCACAGGAUCAUUCAGCUUGGAAAAGACCUCUAAGAUCACCAAACACUGCCAAUGCCACCACUAAACCAUGUCCCCAGGUGCCACAUCUAUAUAUUUUUUAAAUCCCUCCAGGGUUGGUGACUCCACCAUUGCCCUGGGCAGCCUGUUCUAAUGCUGGACACUCCUCUCAGGGAAGAUUUUUUCCUGAUAUCCAAUCAUUUUUAUGGCCCUAUUCAGCUUGCUUCUGAGCUGUCUGGCUCCUUGCCCAGAAAUUCAUUGCUUGCUGCCCUCUGAAUUAUGGAAGUGGUUCUUCUGCUCACCCCACAGCCUGUGCUGCUGCUUUUGUCCCAGAUGUUUCCAGUGCUCUCCUCAGUGGGGACAAUUCAGCUCUAUAUCAAAUAAGUUCCCCAUCCCUGCUUUGCUGUGUCAUUUUGAAUAUUUUCAUCUCCCACACCUUUUUUAUAUUAGCAGCAAAGAAAAGGGUGUUUAAAUAGUAUAACUCAUACCCAGAAAGGCUUCCAGGGGGAUAAAAAGCUUUUCUUUUAAGUCAACACUGAGCCCAGCAGAAAACAAGUGUAUCCAUUGAAAAGUUCCUUGUGGAAACUGCCAGUAGACAAUGAUGGCACAAACAAAUAUUGCAUUUUCUUUCCUGCCCUGGGACACCAGAAAUGGGUUAGAAAUGCACAGGGGCAGCUCUCCAGCUGCUGAAGGUCAUGGCAGCUCCAUAGGCUUCAAAGGACUGACUCUACAGCAGCCAGGAGUCUGGUGUUUGAAUCCAAGGUGCAAUCCCUGCACAAAUCAUGGACAUUCUCAUAUGCACCGUAUAUAAAAGCGAUGAUGCAGUUGUGGGGGCUUUGUUGUUGUUUUCGUUGGGUUUGGGUUGUUUGGUUUUGUUUUGUUUUGUUUUUUUUUUUUCACAGAUGUAUGUAAGAAAUUGAGUAAAUUCACAAAAUACUCGGGAAUCCUGGUUUGCACUUGGGAUGGAUGGAUGGAUGGAUGGAUGGAUGGAUGGAUGGAUGGAUGGAUGGAUGGAUGGAAGCCAGACCCACAUUUACAGGCAGUGGAGCCCUAAUGUUUCCUGUGUUAUAGAUAGAACCUUUCAACAUGAGUAACUCAAAGUGAACUGCUCCAAGGAAACAGAUUGAUUUAAAUAAUUGCUUUAAUAUGAUUUUAUCUCUGCAGUUUUAUUUCCCAGAGAAAUGGUUCUUGUCAGCUCUUGUUGGGUAGUACUGAAGUAAUGAAAUACUUUUCAUUUGCAAACGGACAAAAUCUUAACAUUAAAUGUGACUUUAAAAAAAACCUAA